AUGGGCGCCUCCCCGGCGACGGUGGCUGGCGGUGACCCGAUGAGUGCGUCGGCUGCCCAUGCCCAACUCAAAAAGGUUAAGAAGCAAAAGGUGUUGCUCAUGGGAAAAAGCGGUUCGGGGAAAUCCAGUAUGCGUAGUAUCAUAUUUAGUAAUUACCUCGCCCGGGACACCCGCCGAUUGGGCGCCACCAUCGACAUCGACCUGUCCCACGUCAAGUUCCUGGGCAACCUGACGCUGAAUCUCUGGGACUGCGGCGGUCAGGAGGCUUUUAUGGAGAACUACCUCUCGCAGCAGCGCGCCCACGUCUUCAGCAACGUCGGCGUGCUCAUCUACGUCUUUGACAUCGAGAGCCGCGACGUGGAGCGCGACCUGGCCACCUACGUCAACAUCAUCAGCGCCCUUGUGCAGUACUCGCGUGAAGCUAAGGUCUUCGUGCUCAUCCACAAGAUGGAUCUGAUCCAGCCCAUGACGCGCGAGGACGUCUUCGAUCAGCGAGCUACGCUCGUCCGGCGCAAGACCGCCGAGGCCGUCGCCAUCAUGCACAAGCAAAAGCCCGAACAAGGCGCUGGCAGCGGCAGCAACAACCAAGCCCUCCAACCCUCCCCCUCCCCCACCCAAUCCACCAGCACCUCCACCCCCACCACCACCGAACCACCCAUCAACCUCCAACUCUUCGCGACCUCCAUCUGGGACCAAUCCCUCUACAAAGCCUGGGCCUCGAUCAUCCACGACCUGGUCCCCAACCUGUCGGUAAUCGAAACGCAACUGGCCAGCCUCGGGCUGGCCAUCGACGCGGACGAGAUCCUGCUCUUCGAACGGACCUCGUUCCUGGUCGUCUCCCGCUGGACGUCGCGCGAAGGGGAGCGCAACCCGUACGGGGAUCGGUUCGAGCGCAUGAGCAACAUCCUCAAGAGCUGGAAGCACACGUGCUCCAAGUACACGGGCACGCCGCGCAACGCGGAGCAGUUCUCCGACUUUGAGUACAAGAUGGGCGCCACGUUCAGCAUGUUUGCGACGAAAUUUACGACCAAUACCUAUAUCCUCGUGUGCAUGCCGCCGGGGGAGGCCAGGUUCAAUAGUGCGAAGCUGAAUGUGGCGGCCGCGAGGUCGUGGUUUAAGUUUUUGGAUGGGCCUGUGGUCCCGACGCAGCAGGCUGGUGGUGCGAGGGGGAUGGGCGGUUCGUCGGGGUAUGGAGGGGAAGGGGUGGGGGCGCCGGAGAGCUGA
Molecule: messenger RNA, 1224 nt
Organism: Chaetomium globosum CBS 148.51
Lineage: Eukaryota; Fungi; Ascomycota; Sordariomycetes; Sordariales; Chaetomiaceae
Exons: 2
Coding region: 1-1224 (407 amino acids)
Biological process (GO): cellular response to starvation; positive regulation of TOR signaling; regulation of autophagy
Cellular component (GO): nucleus; Gtr1-Gtr2 GTPase complex; fungal-type vacuole membrane
Molecular function (GO): GTP binding; GTPase activity
Source: RefSeq, a predicted model, not a curated record